Molecule: messenger RNA, 2217 nt
Organism: Cucurbita pepo subsp. pepo (vegetable marrow)
Lineage: Eukaryota; Viridiplantae; Streptophyta; Magnoliopsida; Cucurbitales; Cucurbitaceae
Source: RefSeq, a predicted model, not a curated record
AUACUUCACUUCCUCAACUAUUCAGAUGAAGCCACGGCCAAAACCGCCGUUGCUAAACCCAAAUAUGGAGAUCUGCCGCUGACUACGACUCCUCCUUCUCUCUCUCUUUGUUUCCUUGUGGCAUUUAGGAACUUCUCAGACUGAUUUCUUCCAUUUCUAGCCACCAUUUUCCCUCUCUAUGUCGUUUUCCUGAUCGGAAACUUCCAAUCCUCACCGACAUGAACCGCAACUGGAGGGAGUCGAUCGCUGGUGGCCGGAAUGGUUCUGUCUUGUCGCAGAAUCGCCAUGGACAUAGCUUCACUGGAAUCUCCAGAGAUUCUGAUGAGAAUCUGGAUCUCUUCUCCAAGAAUCGUCGGAGUCUCUCAGUUGCUGCCUCCGAAGAUUCCUUUGAUGCGUCGGUGAAAUUGGGGAGGCUUUCAUUUGGAUCGGUGAAAAUGGCUAAGAGUGGGAUCGAUGAUAUGUUGUCGUCGGCUGAGGAAGGAAAACACGAUUAUGACUGGCUUCUCGCUCCUCCUGGGACUCCUCUUUUCCCUUCAUCCUCUAGAAAUGAAGUUCAAUCUACUGUAGCGGGACCGAGAAGCAGUAUGUUAGUCGGAUCGUCUUCAACAACAAAAGCUUUGAGGCUUUCAGUUUCACAAUCAGCGAGUAGCAAUCCUUCUAGGCCAUCUAGGAGCAGUUCCGUGUCUCGGUCCUCUGUCUCCGCCCCACAGAAUAGUAGUUAUUCCAACAGGUCUUCAUCGAUUCUUAAUACAAGCUCGGGUUCGGUUUCCUCUUAUGUAAGGCCUUCCUCCCCAAGCACACGCAAUUCAUCUAUUGCAAGAACUUCUACUCCAUCCUCACGCUUGACACCAUCAAGGUCCUCGACUCCUUCAAGGGCCCGUCCAUCCCUCACCAGCUCCUCCAUUGAAAAACCAAGGAAAACACAAAGUUCAAGGCCGUCCACUCCUAGUUCCAGGCCUCAAAUUCCUGCAAAUUUGAGUACUCCUGCACCCCGGUCGAAUUCCCGCCCAUCUACACCCACUCGACGAAAUUCCGCUCCUUCACUCUCUUCUGUAGUUGGCACUCCAUCUUCUACAGGGCGUAUUCUAUCAGCUAAUGGACGCAGUUCAACUUCAUCAUCUCGACAAAGUUCCCCUAGUCCUCGAGUUCGGGCUGCACCUCAGCCAAUCGUCCCCCCUGAUUUUUCCCUUGAUACCCCUCCAAACCUCAGAAUAACAUUGCCAGAUAGGCCAAUUUCGGCUGGUAGAUCCCGUCCAACUCCUGCUGCAUCAGUUAGAGGGAGUUCCGAGCCUACAUCAACCGUUACCAUGCCUAGAAGAGCAGCAUCCCCUAACGUCUCAAGGGGUAGGCUAACAGACACACCUGGAAGGGGUCGAGUGAAUACCAAUGGACACCUCAGCGACAAUCCUGAAAGUAGGACACUUUCAAGUUCUUCUGAUUUGGGCGGACGGAGACCUGUGAGGACUUCUUCUACCUCUACAGCAGAAAGCAACGGAUAUGGAAGGUCUAUUUCAAAGAAAUCACUUGAUGUGGCCACCAGACAUAUGGAUAUAAGAAAUGGCCCUGGAAUCAUGCGCUCAGGUUCAGGCAAUACUCUAUUUCCCCACAGCAUCCGAUCGGCCACUUCCAAAACUCCGUCCGUUACUUCAAGCAACUCCGAUGCCAUCGGUACUGACUUCCAAAGGAGCAGUAACAACAACAUGGAGAGAGGGAACCAUUUUCAUCCUGAUGGAGGAGAGAAUGGAAGAUUUUGUGGAAGCUUGAAUCAUUUGGACAUGUACGAAAGCUCCCGUUACGAAUCGAUAUUGCUGAAAGAGGACUUGAAGAACACGAAUUGGCUGCACAGCGCAGAUGAUAAAACGGAUUUAAGUUCCAUUUUGGAUUAUGGAUUUGAAGCUCUGCCUGAACCUUUUGGCCUGUUGUAGCAUCUAAGAUGACGAUGAUGGGGUUUGUAUUGCAUUUUCUUGAAUUAUCAUUGUCAUUAUCAUUAUAUUUUGAGAUCAUUUUGGUUUAGAAAAUGAUGGAAUCUGCUGAAUUGCAGUGAAACCUCAAAAGGGAGAAGAGAAGAUAGAAAUAUGGAGAAAUUUGUGAAGAAAAAGUAGUAUGUUCGUUUCCUCGUAAUAGUAGGGUGAAUAUUCUCUCUUAUGUGCAUUUUGAAGCCAUUUUGUGUAUCCAAAGAAUUUGUUUUUGGAUAAAUUGGCCUCUCAUUUUGUCUUU